CCCUAUAUCAUAGAAGUUGUAAAACAAGUUGCAGAAGAGGAAAGUGUUUACGAGUACCAGAAAGCAGUUUGUAGUUUAUUAAAUCAGGGAAUUAAUGCUCUGGUGGCCCCUGCUUCAUUAUCAUACUAUUCAAUUCUAUCUGAAUACUCAAGCAAACUACAAUUACCUUUGAUAACACCAGAAGUAUUGGACACCCCAGACGAAUAUUCAAGCAUGUACGCAUUUGGAAUUCAACCGAGCACCAUGAGAGAUGUGCUAAGCUUGAUACGCCAUUAUGGAUGGAAACAAAUAAUUUAUUUGUAUGAUUACGAGUACGGACCGGAAAAGCUUCAACAAAUAUACCGUUUCGGAUAUCGAGUUUGGAAAUGUGAAGUAGUUGGCUUUUCCAAGAUAGAAACAUCAGAAGAUGCAAUUAACUACCUUCGAAAAUUAGAUACAUCAGGGAAAUAUGAAAACUUUCGUGUGAUUCUUGAUAUGGAUGUGAAUCUUGCACGCGACAUCAUUAUACGACACGUGCAUGACAUUCAUGUUCGGAAGAAGAACUUUCACUUCAUGUUAUCUCAACCGACACUAGAAACGUUUUGGGCAUCGGCUCAGUCAGAAUUUGGAGCAGUAAAUAUCACUGGAUUUUUAGGAAUAAAUACUGAGAAAUAUAAUGCAAAACGUUUCAAAGAAGAAUGGAUGCAACUUUCUCCUAAAGCUUGGUUAGGUGCUGGAUCCGCACUAAAUAUUUCAAGUUAUUACUAUCGAGAUAUUGCUCUCACCGUCUUCAAAGCUAUUGAAAAUAUGUACAAAAAGGAGCCCAAUCUUUACCGCGGCGUAUAUAAGACAAAUGAAAAAAUGAACUGCCUUGACAUUUCACAACGUCGCCCUGUUUUUAAUGGUGCAAAGUUAGCAACUUAUAUUAAAGAUGUAGAUGUAAACACAGGAGUUACCGGAAGGAUACAGUUUGACGAUCAAGGGAGCAAGGUUUUGGCUUUUAGAAAAGGUUUUAAUUUUACCGUCAUUGAAACUACAUCAAAUGGCUAUCGUGAGAUUGGGACUUCAACGACGGGACAGUUUAUCUUUUCUGGCGCACCUAUGGCAGACAUCCCGCAGAAAUUACCAUUAACAACGGAUGGUAAUAUUCUGCGAGUAACGACUAAGAUAAGUCCCCCGUACAUGAUGCUUAAAAGUGGAAUAAACGCCAGCAAUGUACUUGGAAAUGAUCGUUUUGAAGGAUAUUGCAAAGACUUGAUGGAAUUAUUGGCUAAAGAGUUGCAAGUGAAGUAUGAAUUGAGACUGGUGGAGGAUGACACUUAUGGUGAAUAUGUUGAGUCCGAUGGCAAGUGGAAUGGCAUAGUAGGAGAUCUUAUUCAAGGGAAAGCAGACCUAGCAGUAGCAGACUUAUUAAUCACUGGAAAGCGGCAGAAAGUAAUAGACUAUACAGAUCCUUUUGACAUGAUUAGUUUUAGUUUAUUGAUGAAAAACCCCCAUGCUAUAAUGUCAAGCUCAUCAAUAUUCUUUAUCUUCAAUGCAUUUUCUUUGAACGUUUGGAUUUGCGUUUUCGUGGCUGCGAUUUUAUUUAGUUUUUUGUUUCACGGGGUUACAAAAUUUACUGGAGCCCCUGACAGUAUUGAAUCGGCAUCCGGCAUUUGGGGAAGAAAGUUGACUGUCGUCUUGAAUGUAUGGUUUGCGUUAGGCAGCUCUACUCUGCAAGGAACUGGAGUCUAUCCCAGAUCAAUAUCAUCACGAAUUUUAACCGGAAUUUGGUGGUUUUUUACUCUGGUACUUUCUUGCUUGUUCAUUGCUUCGAUGACAGCUCAACUUCAAAUGGAUAAUACUGUGGAAUUAAACAGUCCUCAACUUGCCCAGUUGAAAUCGUUGUCUCUAGAGUCGAUCAUGAGGGAAUCACUCGAAAGAGGAUGGCCGAAAAUAGGAAUUGUUUACCCCAGUUAUUCGGCAUAUUUUUUAAAAAAAUCAUCGUUUCCAGUUUUUAGGAAAUAUGCUUCAUUUUUGGAUGAUAAUCCUGAUGUCAAAGUAAGCACGCCAGAAGAAGGUAUUAAAAGAGUAAGGAAGUCUAAUGGUGAUUUUGUGUUUUUCACUGCAUCUCUCAGCAGUGAAUAUGCUGCACGAAGACAGCCCUGUGAUCUCAUAUCUACGCCAAAUGCUGCUUAUUAUUAUACAGGUUACGGGAUUGCAACCAAAAGCCGAUCUCCAUGGAGAGCAAAGGUUAAUACUGCUUUACACACUAUUAAGGUUCGAGGUGAGCUUGGUCAUUUGCAUCGAAAAUGGUGGAUUGACUCCAAUGAAUGCAAAACAUCAACGGUACGAAGCACUAUCCAUGGAAAUUUGAUUUCGUUUUCUGGACUGUUUUGCAUUCUAACAGCUGGCCUUUUGAUUUUGUUAGUGGUUUUUGCAAUACAAUAUUCAAGAAAAACUCAUCACAAGGAGUCGAGAAGGCAACAGCUUUCCUUUGAAGAUAUGAAUCUCGGACAAGCCUUACCCUUACCUCAUCCGGAACUUCUGGCAGAGCCACCUGUAGUGCUACAUCUCCCAGAGUAUGAAAAACGAACUCUUCUAUAAAGCUGAAAAGGAUCUUCUAAAGGGCUUCAAAAGAUGUUAAUUUUUUGUUGCUACUAAAUCGAGCUUUCGUAAAAAAUU
Uloborus diversus is the source of this 2643-nucleotide messenger RNA. Its product is annotated as glutamate receptor 1-like. NCBI's taxonomy places the organism in Eukaryota, Metazoa, Arthropoda, Arachnida, Araneae, Uloboridae. The coding region runs from base 214 to 2565 and encodes 783 amino acids. Gene Ontology annotation, biological process: synaptic transmission, glutamatergic; modulation of chemical synaptic transmission. Gene Ontology annotation, molecular function: transmitter-gated monoatomic ion channel activity involved in regulation of postsynaptic membrane potential; glutamate-gated receptor activity. Gene Ontology annotation, cellular component: plasma membrane; postsynaptic membrane. The transcript has 16 exons. The record is from RefSeq and is a predicted model, not a curated record.